Corythoichthys intestinalis (scribbled pipefish) is the source of this 5449-nucleotide messenger RNA. RefSeq names its product chloride channel 2c (gene clcn2c). Bases 208 to 2898 code for a protein of 896 amino acids. The record is from RefSeq and is a predicted model, not a curated record. Gene Ontology annotation, molecular function: voltage-gated chloride channel activity. Gene Ontology annotation, cellular component: plasma membrane. The transcript is spliced from 24 exons. Lineage: Eukaryota; Metazoa; Chordata; Actinopteri; Syngnathiformes; Syngnathidae. Gene Ontology annotation, biological process: transmembrane transport; chloride transport.
UGACUCUCCCCGACAGACACUUGGUAUAAAAUGAAGGAACUUGGUCAUAUAGGAGACGCAUUAUUUAGUUGGAUUUUAAUUUUGAACUCACCUCAAGAGUUCAAAGCUUGUCAAAUGGUCUGAUUGUUGCCCGUACGGUGAGACGUCGCUGUCGGUUUCCCUCUAUUCCAAGCACCACGCUUUUCAACCAGCAGUACCGAGCUCACUAUGGCCGGGGACGGCUCCGAUCAGCGGGCGCUACAGUAUGAACAGACUCUGAUGUAUGGGCGCUACACCCAGGAGCUGGGGGUGUACGCCAAAGAAGAGGCAGCUCGACUGAGAGAGAGUGGGCAGAGGCGUUCGGUCAGUGAGCGAAGUCGAAACUUGGACCUGCUGGAAUACGACAAAGGACGCUGUGCCAAGUGUCGCAGGUCAGGAUAUCCAUAUGUUCUUGAUCCACCAGCCCAGGACUUUAUUUCUGUUUGCACUGUUCGCUGCCAGAAAUUCCUGAUCUCACGGGUUGGAGAGGACUGGAUUUUCCUUAUUCUUCUGGGGCUCCUCAUGGCAUUGGUCAGUUGGGUGGUGGAUUUCUGUAUUGCCAUUUGUCUUCAAGCACAGAAGUGGAUGUAUGGUGGCCUGGACAGUAAUGUUUUCUUGCAGUAUCUGGCCUGGGUCACAUACCCAGUAGUCCUCAUCACGUUCUCAGCAGGCUUCACGCAGAUUCUUGCUCCACAGGCUGUCGGCUCAGGUAUUCCAGAGAUGAAGACCAUCUUGCGAGGAGUGGUGCUGAAGGAAUACCUCACCUUCAAAACCUUCGUGGCCAAAGUCAUUGGCCUUACCUGUGCCUUAGGUAGUGGAAUGCCGCUGGGGAAGGAGGGUCCAUUUGUCCACAUUGCCAGUUUGUGUGCAGCUCUCCUCAGCAAAUUCAUGUCUCUAUUUGGAGGAAUUUAUGAGAACGAGUCAAGAAACAUUGAGAUGCUGGCAGGAGCCUGUGCAGUUGGAGUAGGUUGCUGUUUUGCAGCCCCAAUAGGAGGUGUCUUGUUCAGUAUUGAAGUAACAUCCACAUUUUUUGCGGUGAGGAACUAUUGGAGAGGUUUCUUUGCUGCUACCUUCAGUGCCUUCAUCUUCAGAGUGCUUGCUGUUUGGAACAGAGACGAAGAGACCAUCACAGCUCUUUUUAAGACUAGAUUCCGGCUAGAUUUCCCAUUUGACCUCCAGGAGCUACCUGCUUUUGCUGUCAUUGGUAUUGCAAGUGGUUUUGGUGGAGCUUUGUUCGUUUACCUCAACCGACUCAUUGUCCAGUUCAUCAGGAAUCAAAAGGCCAUCAACAGAUUUCUUAUGAAAAAACGUCUUCUGUAUCCAGCACUGGUAACUCUAUUAGUUUCCACGCUCACAUUCCCCCCUGGCUUUGGACAGUUCAUGGCUGGCAAGCUCACCCAGAAGGAAUCGCUGGUGACAUUGCUUGACAACCGCACAUGGGCCAAACAAGGCAUUGCAGAAGAGUUUGAUUACAUCGGACACUCCCAGGCCUGGCAACAUCCGCAGGUCAACGUCUUUGUCACACUGGUUAUCUUCAUAGUCAUGAAGUUCUGGAUGUCUGCCUUGGCCACAACUAUUCCAGUACCCUGUGGGGCCUUCAUGCCAGUAUUUGUUAUAGGUGCAGCAUUUGGUCGUCUGGUUGGCGAAAGCAUGGCUGCCUGGUUCCCAGAUGGAAUUAACACAGAUGGAACCAUCUAUCCAAUUGUACCAGGAGGAUAUGCGGUUGUUGGUGCAGCAGCAUUGUCUGGAGCGGUCACCCAUACAGUUUCCACUGCAGUGAUUGUGUUCGAGCUGACAGGGCAGAUCUCUCACAUCCUGCCUGUGAUGAUAGCAGUGAUCCUCGCCAACGCAGUGGCACAAUCUCUGCAGCCCUCCCUCUACGACUCCAUCAUCCGGAUCAAGAAGCUGCCCUAUCUCCCAGAGCUGGGAUGGGGACACCACGAGAAAUACAAUAUUCGUGUGGAGGACAUUAUGGUAAGGGACGUGCGCUACAUUACACUCAGUUGCUGCUACAGAGACCUGCAUAAUGUCCUGUUGACGGGUCACCUCAAAACUCUGGCGCUGGUGGAAUCAGCUGCAUCCAUGAUUCUCCUGGGCUCCAUUGAGCGCUCUCAGCUCCAAGCGUUGCUCUCACUGCAGUUAGGACGCUCUCGUCGCCUGGAGUUCAUCAGAGAGCGAGCAGCAGCAGAGAAGAAGCGCCUGUCUAUCGUCUCUAACUCGGACUGUGAGGAUAACCACCAGCGAGCAAGUCAGGAAGUCCGCUUUCAGAUAUCUACUGAAGAAUCAUCAUUCAGUCCCACUCGUCCAGUUCCUCAGAAGCCCUUGAAACCUGCUUUAAAAAGACCCUCAGUUGUGGAGCGUCCCACUGAUAUCCCAAUUGGUUCACAGGAUCAUUCAAACAACUCUAGUCUAAAGAACUUGUUUUGCGCAAGUACGGAUGCAGAACUCAUGGAGGAUGAUGACGAUGUGGAAGAUGAUAUGACUAUCAGAGAGAUUGCUGAAUGGGAAGAGAUGCAGCUUGACGAGCAGGUCAACUUUAACAACUGCAAGAUCGACCCGGCACCAUUCCAGCUUGUGGAGCGCACAUCACUACAUAAGACACACACCAUCUUUUCCCUGCUGGGCCUUGACCACGCCUAUGUCACGAGUAUCGGACGCCUCAUUGGAGUGGUUUCCCUUAAAGAGCUUCGAAAAGCCAUCGAGGGCUCUGUGACAGUGAAAGGCGUGAAGGUGCGCCCGCCGCUGGCCAGCUUUCGAGAGAGCGGCACCAGCAGCAGUGAGAAUGAGGCCACCGAGCUCCACAAGCUGUGGGAUCGCCAAAAGAGCACAUCGCUGCCCGGUGAAUGCACCCCGUCAGAGUCUGACGAAAAAUCCCAGUGAUGCCCAGAACAGAUGGAGGAAGCGUCAAAGGGGGGCGCCCUGAGGUCCGUAAUCCCCUAAUUCCUCAAAGCCUCGGAUCAAUAUUUAAAAUGGAAACAAAUUUUACUACUUCAUCGUUGUCCUCUUUUCUUACCCUACUGCACUGGUGCCAUAAACUCUACAAGAACUUUGCAAUGUCCAUUCCAGACACUCCACAGGGAAGCAGGACACAUCACAACUAUUUUCCCUGCUCAGUGCCAACCACACAUAGUAAACUUUCAAAAAAGGGAUGUUCUCAUGAAGACAUUGUUUAGUGAACCAGCCUUUCAUUUGGUCUUCCACUGUAUAUACUGUAAGUUUGGUGAAAAAUGAUUAUCAUUAAUGUUUUGUGUAGGAAGGCAGACAUGUAUUUUGCUAUUGUCUCAUGGAUACGGUUUUAAUAGGCACUACUUUUUUGUGUAUGAUGGCACUAUUUUUCGGACCAGAAAGGUGUAUCUUGGGUGUUCUCGACAUUUCAACGUUAUGAACGGCGCAUUAGCCAGCAGCCAUUUGAAUAAUGUACACUACUUUGCUACUUUGCAUAGACGUAUGGUGUACAUGCACACACAUGACUGUGGCAUUGCUCUCAAGGCUUUUUUUCCCUCAUCUAAAUAUAGCGCUUACCGAUCAGAGAAGGUUGAGAGGGUGGUAAUGGAAAGAAGUGAGCAAGCAAGAGAGCAAAACAAGUUUCAGGAAGUGAAUGGAUGGCGGUAAGAUGGGAGUUAUCAUUAUACAACCAGCUGCUCUAUGCCUUCUCAUCCAUCUGCCUUUGGUAGCCAUAUUACCUAAUUUCCAUUACUUUAGAAGCACAACUGCACAUUACCUAAAAAUAGAGCAAUUCAGAUCAUUGAAUAUCAUCGAGGUAGAGACCAUAAAUGAAAUCAAUAAGUAACCAAUAGAAAGAUUUUUUUAAUAAUUACCUUUCACUGCCACUAAAUUAUUUCUCAAACUGUCAUCAGCAAAGCUUGACAGGUGAAAUUUGAGCUAUCGUUGCUUUAAUGGCAGCAUGGUUUCCUAGUCAGCAAUCAGUCUGACAUGGCAGACAAUAAGUAAUGUGUAUUUAAUAUUUAAUGUGAGCUAAAUGGAAAGAAAAACACUGAUUUGUCUUCCCUCUUCCAUGGGAAUGAUGUCCACGGCGACAUACAGAAUUUUCUUUUUGUCCACAGUCGUGGCCUACAUCUUUGUCGUUAUAACAAAGCUUUGCACUGGUUUUAUUCAUUAUGGCGAUGAAAGGUAAAACACAAUGAGAAUGGAUCUGCAUUAGAUAAAAUAAACGUAUUUGAUUGGAAUAUGCCUUCCAUCCACCGAGCUUUAUUCCUAGUCCAAUGUUUUUAAAGAAAGUGCAGCUCCCUAAAAUUGUAACAUUUUCUCGUGACUACAAUCAUAAUUUAAUGCCUUCACUUAACCAAUCCUUGAUAUUGGACUCUUCCCAAGAGAGUUGGUGGAUUUUUUUGUUAAUAUUGAGAUGUGGAUAAUUAUUUUAUUAUUCUGUCUUUUAUUGUACUGUCUGAAAUGUUUUAACUUUUUCCUGCACAAACAUACCUGUUGUAGUAGAUCGAAUGAAGCCAAUGUCAUGGUAAUGGUAGUGUCAUGUUCAAUAUUCACGAUGCCAGGAGAAGCACAUGUCAAAGGGACCAGCAGCAUGAUUGGUGUGUUGGUGAUCUCAUAGCAAUUGGUUGUGGAAUAGUGGAAGGGUUACACACAUGGUACUAUACUUCACACGCGGGGCAAAUUGUCCGAGCGUGCUGAGAAAAAAUACAAAAAACAAAAAACAGGGUCAUGAUUGCCCACCAUAGGGACUAAAAGAGAUCUAAUAGCAGGCUUUUUUAAAAAAAUUUUGUGCCAAACAUUGCGUUAUUCUCUGGAUUGUCUGCCUUACCCUUAGCAAUAUUUCACUACUCUUCUUUAAUGAACACAAAUAUAGAUGCAUAUAUAUUAGACAGGGGUAAUCAGUCCGUCGCUGGUGAUUUUUUUUUUUUUCUUUCCUCACGAAUGAUUUACAUGUUAAUAAUCAAAUUGUGCAAUAACUGUUGUUCAUCUCAUGUAACCCUGUUUUGAUUGAUUACAUGAAUACGAAGAUAACCUUAUUUUUGUAAAGAAACCCAAAGAAAUAAAAUGUUAAAAAAAAUGUAUAUUUGGAGUAGGCCACAAACCACUUUGUUUCCCCAAACCUAAUAGCAGUAAUAGUGUCGGUAAAAUCAGUACAUAAGACUGAUCUUUACGGAGCUAUGUACCUGGAUAAGAUUGGUGGCCAAAAAUGGUACUGCCACUAAUUAUUGAAGAGCUCAACCUUUGGGCUGCCAGAUGAGAGCUUCGCAAUGGAAAAUUAAGUUGCGUUAUGAUUCCAUAGUUGCAUUACAAUCAGAAAAGACAGAGGUUAACAAAUUACUAACGUUAGCAAUUAUCAUACAGCAUGUGUAGUCUACAACCUAUGUCUACGACAUACCGAAAAUUAAAUGAGUGCAUGCUAGAGUCUUCAAACAUAUACAGUGGGGCAAAUAUGUAUUUAAUCAAUGACUAAUUGUGCAAGUUC